AUUCAGUUUUCGCCACUUGAUUUCGUGCGUUCCACACGUUCGUGUUAUUUUCAAUAGUGUCCCAGCAGUUUGUGAUUAUCGCAACAUGUUUCUACCUGUGAUCGUGUCAUUGGUGUUCAUCUGUAGUUCAAUCAACGCAUCAAAUGAAUUAGGAUUAAGGACUGCAACGUGCCAACAGGAUUCGCUGACAAGGUGUACCGAUCCGCUCAAAGUCCUGACCAACAAUCGAGACCUGGGCUUUGCUGCUUCCCAACAGGAACUCAACACGCUCUGCCCGAAACUAAUCGAUGGUUUGAGAUGCAUCGAUAACUUCACUUCGCGCUGCUUAGAUGCCCAACAUCGUGAAUUCUUCCACAUGCUCUACGCAGGCACCAAACAGGUCAUCGUCGAUCUGUGCGAAGACGAAGAUUACCAGAAAGAAUAUCUGAUGCACGCUCCGUGCAUGAGAGACGUCCAGUCGGGCUACGAACGCUGCGCCGUUGAAUACCAGAGUCACGUGCGGGAGCAUAGCGGCAAUAAUAACAACGGCGCUGGCGCAACACUUGGCGGCAGCAGCAUCGCUGACGAUCCGGUUGAGAAUUCCAAAAAACUCUGCUGUUCGUUCCAGAAUUACAUGAAGUGUUCGCAGUCAGUCGUUGCCGGAAAAUGCGGAGCUCAAACUGCUUCAUUCACGCGAGGAUUCCUCGACACAAUGGCCGGUCCUUUGAUUCAGGGUUACUGUCUGAGUUACGAGCCCGGAACGGAGCACGAAAUUGAAUGCGAACUACCGACGUCCAACGAUGCGUCGUUGACUUCGUCAUCGACCUACAAUAACUACGAGGCUUCCGAACAGGCCCUGGACCGCAGUGACGGAAUCGAGGAGGAACGCAACGUCGACGAGACGGAAUUUGUUUCUUCGCGUCAAAAUAAUCAACAACAACAACACGCCACUGGAUCGUCUUCGUCGUUGUUGUCGUCUCGAGGCGUCGUCUCCUCAUGGCCCCUUCUCACUGUGCUUUUACUCACGUCCGUCUCCUUCCUCCACUAUAUUUAGAGCAGCCGUACGUCAUCUGUUUAUUAUAUAGUACACUGUAUUUAAAAUAUUUUAUUUAUAUCGAAAGAGAGACGCGACACAACAGCGACAUCUCGGUGUGUAUGACCAUUAUAAUUUAAGUAGAGCACCUUUAAAAAUAAAACUUUGAUGAUGAUGGAUUGGUAUACCAUGGGGGAUGGCAUAUUGCAACACUCUUCUUAAAAAUUUCCUUGAUUUGUUCUGAAAAAAAAAUUAUUCAAAUGAUGGACAAUGUGGUAACCUAAAAAUACAUGAGGAUAUAGCACAACGACGUGUAUACGAAAGAUCUUUUUAAAAUUGUGAUAUUCAUUGAAGAGGCCACACCCUUUUGCGUGCGAGAAGCUCUCGGCAGGACAUGUGUACAGUAUAGCAUAUAAUAGAAGAAGCCAAAGACGUGUGUAGACCUUUUGGUCCACUUUUGGAAUCGGUCCGGGUUUAAUAAACACAUUCAAGUUUUCUCUCCUACCCCGUUUUUCGUUCUCUUUCGUUUUUACUACUCCGCCUCACCUUUUCAUCUGGUUCUUUCUCCCAUCCAUCUAUAUGCUUUGGCGUCGUUUAAAUAGAUUUCCUCUCGUGUGCACCACUCGAAAAGACUUUGUGAGUCCGUGCCAAAUCGGCCCCCCCAAUAACAUCCCACUCUUACCUCCCAAAUACAUCACCCGUCCCCCCCAAAAGCGGCUAUACUGAUCCUAAAGAUCCUGUCCUAAGAGUCUCAGAUCAACUGCAACCUCCAGCCCUUCUCGGUCUCGCUCAAAUCGUUUUUUUAAGUCUUCAUUCCCGUGCAGAGUUACAGUUUCGAGUAACAUCCAUCCCCAGGGCCGUUUCCCACUCAUUUUUGUGUGAAAUAUUUUCACAUUCGAAUCAUUCGCAGAGCGGUUUGAAUCACAAGUCCCAAUCCGUCCAGCAGUAAAAAUGAACAACCCGGAGCACGCCCACGCUAAAUCUCUGAUCAUCAACUACGUCGUCAUCAUUCUGCUGCUGUCUCUUCUCUGGCUCCUCUACGAAGGGGCGUUUUAAGAGAAAACAAAUGAUUUUCACACGCGGCGCCAUUUCCUCACGUCAUCAGUCAUCACUUUCUUUCACACACAAUUUCUCUCUAUCUAUCUCCAAAAAAUAAAAAAAUAAAAAUCGUGUUGUUCGUUUUAAGGAAGGAUAUCCAGAUGUAAAGCAGUUGCGCGUACACCACCACGAAGAGGGUCUUGGGGGCAUCAGAGGGACAAGACCGCGUAGUUCAUUUCCGUUGACUCUUCCGCCAAUAACAUGGGUCAACUAGAAGGUAACAAAAAACAACACGAAACGUCACGCCGUUAUACAUACUUCAUCGGCCGGAUUCUCUCUAUUAUACAUGCCUUGAUUUUAGCGUGACUUCCUUUGAAAAUGAUACGGUCGGGAAUGCUGUUAUCAAUUCGCAUAACAUUUUUUUUUUUUUUUACCUUUUAUUUUGGAAUUUUCAAAUUUUUCUUAAUGAAUUGAACUGCCCCCUUUUUUUUCUGCUCUGAAUGUCCCCUUUGACUUGAUGUGUCUCUCUCGUAUAUUUCAAUAACUGUUAGACAGUUCUUCAAUGCCCGACAUCAUUGAGCUCCGGCAGCCAUCGCACUAUUCUUUUCUCAACUGUACACGCCUCAAAUAAAAUUUUAAAAACAAAUCCCACCUCUGUCUUCCUCCCCUCCUUAUCAACGCAUGAUGACCCAACAGUUUUUAUUGUGCGUUUUGUUUGUGUUUCUUUAAGCUCGCAAACAAGACAAUCACAGUUCGUGUGCAAUUCUCUCGACUGCUUGUAAAAAAAAAAAAAAAAGAAAUUUCCUCCUCUUAAUUUACGAUGAUGAGUGGCUAAAAUCGACAAACAGGGCCAGAAGACUGUGUUCUUCUUUAACGUCAUCAUUAAGAAAGAAAAAAAAAAGGGGGAACUUUUGGCUUGUCUCUCUUCGUUUUCUUUUCAUCUCAUUUCCCCUAUUUUUAGUUAUAGACUCAGUGUUUUCGACAACUACUGAACAUUUCAGUUUCUAUUUGUCCCCAGCCUGAUGAACUAUAAAACCUUCAACAAAAAGAAAGAACAAUUCAAUCACAAAAUUCUAUUACUAUAUGUAUGCAACAAUACACACAAUGUCUCAGUC
This is a messenger RNA of Daphnia magna, 3165 nucleotides long. RefSeq lists its product as uncharacterized. NCBI's taxonomy places the organism in Eukaryota, Metazoa, Arthropoda, Branchiopoda, Diplostraca, Daphniidae. Bases 86 to 1033 code for a protein of 315 amino acids. The transcript has 9 exons. The record is from RefSeq and is a predicted model, not a curated record.